AUGUCGAAAGCCACUACAAUCAAGGAAGCCUUGAAAAGGUGGGAAGAGCGAAACCACAAAAGUGCAGCUGAAACAAAGGAAAUUGAACUCCAAUUUCAAUGGCCUCCUAUAGAGAAAAUGGAUAACACGCUCGGGACCUUGGUUAGCUGCGAGAAACUCAGCUUAUCAACUAACAUAAUUGAGAAAAUCUACGGUUUGAAUGGGCUAAAAAACUUGCGAAUCCUGUCCUUGGCGCGGAACUAUAUCAAGCAAAUAUCUGGAUUGGAGGCUGUAUCUGAAACCCUCGAGGAGCUUUGGAUCAGUUACAACUUGAUUGAGAAACUGAAAGGACUCACGACCUUGAAAAAAUUAAAAGUUCUUUACAUGAGUAACAAUUUGCUGAAGGAUUGGUCUGAAUUCAACCGAUUGCAAGAGCUAACUACUUUGGAGGACCUUCUACUUGUCGGGAAUCCAAUAACGGAGGGCUAUGAUGAGCCAACCUGGCGCAAUGAAUGCAUCAAACGAUUGCCGUUUUUAAAAAAGUUAGAUGGGGAGCCAGUUGUUGUGAAUGAGGAGCCUUGAAUACAACUUGUUAUAUUGAUUCGUUUUCAGUAAGAAAUGUUAAAAAGGAAGAGAUUCAACCAUUCCAAUGGGUAUAGAAGACAAUAAUAUUCAAAUGGACAAACUUCGUAAAUAAAGCAGAGUUUCGA
Messenger RNA from Hermetia illucens (black soldier fly), 689 nucleotides. It is a transcript of the gene ODA-Dnal1, whose product is annotated as dynein light chain 1, axonemal. Gene Ontology annotation, cellular component: cytoplasm. NCBI's taxonomy places the organism in Eukaryota, Metazoa, Arthropoda, Insecta, Diptera, Stratiomyidae. Gene Ontology annotation, molecular function: protein kinase binding. The transcript has 3 exons. The coding region runs from base 1 to 561 and encodes 186 amino acids. The record is from RefSeq and is a predicted model, not a curated record.